Pocillopora meandrina is the source of this 399-nucleotide messenger RNA. The record is from the annotation of a GenBank genome assembly. NCBI's taxonomy places the organism in Eukaryota, Metazoa, Cnidaria, Anthozoa, Scleractinia, Pocilloporidae.
AUGGUUCGUGGAGAAACGUCUGAGCAGAAUAAAGCCAAGAAAUCCAAGCAUGGAAGUUCCAGUUAUCUUUCUUUAAUCGCAAAAUUAAGUGACGAGAAACUUGAAACGAUGUCUAUUCAAGCUUUAAACAGGCGACUUCGCAAACUUCCUCAAGGUCUGGUCCAAAAGGUUCGAAAGCGAAGGCGAAUCUUAAAGAAUCGCAAGUACGCUCUGAAGUGUCGAAAGAAAAACUCAUCAAAAGAAAAGGAUAUCAUCCAAGAAAAUAAAGAUCUUCAGCUGGAGAUAUCUAAAGUAAAAGAAGAAUUGAAAAAGGUUAUCAGCGAGAAAAAAGAUUAUGAACAGAAAUGCGCGACACUGACUUCAAAGUUGCGUUGGAUUCAAAGCAGCGACUUCGUUUAA